GUUGGCUUAUCUCUUUGUAAUUGUUAAUCUUCAUUGAUGUCGAUGAAUAUCGCGAAAAGUUAAAAAGUAGGCUUCGUUGCUGAAUGAAUAGUUCUCAAGCGCAGUGCCACGUUUGCGGACGUGGCCCAUAUCUGCUUAAUAAUCUUUAUUCUCAUCUUCGCUUCGUCCAUAAUUGCCCCGAGGAUGAAGUUCAGGAAGUUAGAGCAGCGAUCAAACGGGCCAAAUUUCGCGUGAACGACCGAUAUAAAUGUCAAGUCUGUGGAAAGACCUAUUUUUCUGAUGGAGGCCUUCGCAAACACCGAAGAAAGGUCCAUGGCGAGCAGGAAGAGAGUGAAACUGGUACGGCUGAAAAAAGUCAAGCAAGAAUUGCCGCGGUGUCGUGUCCACUAUGCAGGGAAACGUUUUCGAGCAGUUUGGGACUGGCGCUUCAUUGCGAGGAUAAACACAGUGACAGUCAUCUGGACUUUACUGUAAUAGACGUACAGUUCGAUAACUGGAAAAGCUUCGAGAUUUGGAAAGAGAGAAAAGAACGCGAAACCAUGAGCAAAUUAGUUAGAAGAACCACAAGAAAAAGCGGGAAAGGUACAACACAUAUGUACGCUUGCCAGUACUCUGCCCGUAACCAUGGUAAGAAGCCCUUAGCUGAGAAUGAAAGAAAACGAAAGCGAAAAUGCAAACUCAGUCCUAAUCAUUGCCCAUGCUUUGCAAAGGUCACUGUGAAGCUUGACCAAACUGUGGAUGUCGUUGCGUGUUUUGGACAUCUUGGUCAUGAAAGCGCGACUGAGGUUUUUCCACUCACCACUGAUGAAGAAAUGAUUGUCAAACAAAUGAUUUUGACGAAAUUAUCGGCUAGAAAAAUCGUCAAACAGCUGCGAAUAAAAUAUUGGGUUGUCGAUGCUCCAGAAGAUGAACAGCCUCGGAUUUGUUUUUUGACUACGAAAGAUGUACGCAAUGUAGCUGUUCGUCAUGGUUUGCUGAACUCUUUGAAUAAUGCUGCCGAUCAUGACUCGCCUUCUCCAUCGUUUGAUGAACACGAUAAUGAAGAUUAUGCUGAAUUCUCUGAGAAUGAAUUUUCUGAGAUGAGUGACGAAGGCUUAUAG
Cylicocyclus nassatus is the source of this 1100-nucleotide messenger RNA. The record is from the annotation of a GenBank genome assembly. NCBI's taxonomy places the organism in Eukaryota, Metazoa, Nematoda, Chromadorea, Rhabditida, Strongylidae.